Messenger RNA from Symbiodinium natans, 1539 nucleotides. Lineage: Eukaryota; Dinophyceae; Suessiales; Symbiodiniaceae. The record is from the annotation of a GenBank genome assembly.
AUGCCUCCACCAGCAGCGCCACCUGGAGAUGAAGAAGAAGAUGUUCCAAUGGAAGAGGAGCGAGCGCCUGAGAAGUGGAAGCCCAUGAUGUUGCCAAUCAGGCAGAGUACAGGGCAAGACAAGGGACUGGGGCCCGAAGACCCAGAGAUGAAGGAAGCCUCCCAGCCCAGAACCCGAACGUGGCACGGGAGUCAAAGGAAGCAGUGCGAGGAGUUGCGUACUUCAGGGCCAGAUAUGGAAAGCCUGGAGAAAGUGGAGCUACCAGCUCCGGAUCCCAACAACCCGGAACCUGGACUCGACUACCUGGGAAUGAAAGGUGGAACCAAGCAGCAGCUCGAAGGCACCACCUCCGGAGUCACUGCCGAAAGCACGAGGAGGAGCAGCGCAAGCCACGAAAGGCAGAGGAUUCGGAGAAGCGGAGAUGAUCCAGAAGUUGAAAAUGGAGAAGAAGAAGGGGAGAAUGGACCUCUGAUAGGUGAGGCAAUCGACCUCACAAAGGAGGAUUUCGUGGAUUGCAUCUCGUCACCUCCAAGCAGCGGACUUUGCCCCUCUCUCAAUCUGCAUAGCAACUUUCCGAGAUCGUGCUGUGUGCACAGUGGCGGGCCCACUUCUGACAACAUUUUGAACAUCCUCUCCUCUACCCAAGUUGAUGUUGACGAGAACGAGGCUGCUGGCCCUUCGGUGGCGCCUUCAAGGGACAGGGAGGUGUUGCUGCUUGCGAUGAGCGGGAUGGAAGUGCAGCGCAUCAGGUACAAUGAUCUCAGCACCCAACCGGAUGCUGUGAUGCACAUGCGAUCGGAGCUUGCCAACACGCGCACCUGCAGCCCUUUCCAGAUUCACCUGGUCAGUGAUGAUGGAGACCUGCCAUUCCGACCAACUUGCUGGGAUGAACUGGGGUGCCCCCAGUGGUUGCAGAUGGUGCAGGUGCAGGGGCACAACGAGAACGAUGCCGAGUUGUGCAAGGCUGCCACGACCGGGAAUGUGGCCGAAGUGGAGGACCUUCUGCUCAGGAGUCAAAAUCCGAACGGUUGGUACUGCUGGCCGCUCCGCAACGCUGUGCAUGCCGGACAUGCGGAGGUUGUACGACUGUUGUUGAGGGCCGGUGCCCGGCCCGGCUCACCCCGCGAGCACAGUGAGGACAAGACCUUGCUGCACUGGGCCGCAGCUUUGGAGGAUCCGAGCAUCGCCCGUGAGCUGGUAAGAGCUCGGAUCGACGUCUCCGAGAAGGAUCGGUCCGACUUCGACCUCUUGCGUCUCUUGCGUCAUCGUAAUGCUCCUGACACUGCAGGGACGCCAUUGCACGUGGCCAUCCGCUAUGGCCGAGCUGCGACGGUGAUGCUCUUGCUCGAGGCGGGGGCGGACGUGAACCUGAGCGUGAAUGGCAGGACGCCCCUGGGCGAGGCUGUGGUGCAGGGCUCGCUGGCGCUCGUCCAGCGCCUGGUUGAGGCUGGCGCCGAUGUCUCUUUUGGCCUCCUCCAGGUGGCUCAGCAGUACGGGCGCCAUGACGUCCUGUGCUACCUUGUUGCCUCGCUUCAGUAG